GCAGCGUAGUUUAAAAUCUAGGUCGGGAUGCUAGUCUUCAACGUUUAAGUUUUUGUCUUCAAAAUGGAGGAGACAAACAAUGACCAGUCGUAUGAUUCAGAUGAAUCAGACGAUUACAAUUACAUCGAGCCCGAAUAUGAUGCGGAAAGUGAAAAGUUUUGUCCUGACAGACUUCAUCCUGAAUCGUUUCUGUACAAAGCGCUUGAAAGGAAUGAAGUUGAGAUUUUCCUAAACAGCACAGUUGAUACGCUGUGUAACCUAAUCAAUGUACCACCAGCUAUAGCUCGUUUGUUGUUACAUAAUAACAAGUGGGAUGUAGAGGGAAUCAAGAAAAAAUUUUUGGCCCAUCCUUUGGUUACGUUAAUCAGUCACAAUAUUCUCCCAGGUGUUAAUAUACAACCCAGCUGCAGUGAUAGUCAAGCAGUAAUGGCUACUAUCUAUACGAUUCAAAAUCUCAAUUUUCAAGUAGUCCCAUACACAUUUCCUCCGAAAAUCACUUCAGAUUCCUGUUGUGAAAUAUGUUAUACAGUCCCAUCGAAUGAAACUAACAGUCCGGUCAGUAUUUUCAAUGAAUCAGAUUUACAAUUGCUUCAUAAUCCAGUUUUUAAACAAGGAAGUUCAAAAAGUUGUACUUCAUCUUCCCCAAUUAGCACUAUUCAUUUUUCUUCGUCUUCUUCCUCGCCUGCUGCUGUUACUGCUACUCCUACUGUUAACAAUAGUGUGUUUGAUGUUUGGUCAGAUAAUUCUCACGAUAAAAAUUGUGAUUUCUUAACCAAUAAUAAAACAAAUGGUCUCUUUGGUCUCUCUUGUGGACACAGAUUUUGUCCCGAUUGUUGGCGUUCCUAUUUAACAAUUAAAAUAGAAGAAGGUUCAAGUGUUGAAAUCAAAUGUAUGUCAGUUGGAUGUAAUGUUUUAGUGAUAGAAGAUUUCCUCUUAACAUUGUUGAAAAAUUCACCUGUAAAAGAUAAAUAUUUGAAUCUUCUAUUUCAACGUAUGGUUGAGAGUCAUCCAUCAUUACGUUUUUGUGUUGGCCUCAACUGUCCUGUUUUCAUUUGUGCACUUGAAGAACCGAAAGCACGACGUGUUCAAUGUGAACGAUGUCAUGCUGAGUUCUGUUUUAUGUGCUCAGAAGCGUAUCAUGCUCCAACUAGUUGUGCAACUCUAAAACACUGGCUUGUUAAAUGUCGAGAUGAUUCAGGAACAGCAAAUUAUAUGACAGCUCAUACUAAGGAUUGUCCAUCAUGUCAUGUAUGUAUCGAGAAAAAUGAAGGUUGCAAUCAUAUGAAAUGCUCAAUCUGUCACUACGAAUUCUGUUGGGUGUGUUUAGGCGUUUGGAAAUCACAUGAUGCAGAAUACUAUUUUUGUAGUAAAUAUCAAGAGAAUCCAGAUGCUGCUAAAGAAUCUGUACGAACACGUGCACGUGAAUCACUUGAACGUUAUAUGUUUUAUUAUGAACGAUGGGAAAAUCAUGAACGUAGUCUACGCUUAGAACAUGAUCAACGUGCACGUAUUCAAACACGUAUUAAUGAAAAAGUUUUAAAAAAAGAAGGUACAUGGAUUGAUUGGCAAUAUUUAUUACUUGCUGCGGAUACAUUAAGAAAUUGUCGUUACACGUUGAAAUAUACUUAUCCACAUGCAUUUUAUGGUGAAAAGUUAGAACGUAAAGAAUUAUUUGAAUAUCAACAAGCUUUACUCGAAGCGGAAGUGGAAGAUUUAUCAUGGAAAAUAGAACAUGCUGAAAUAACAGAUCGUGCUGAUUUACAAAAUAAAAUGGAUAUUUGUGAAAAGCAUCGUUUAACUUUAUUACAAGAAUUUUUAACUAAUUAAUUAAUUAAUUAUAAUCAUUUUUUUUAUAAUUCUUCAUUUGUUUUAUCUAUCUAUUUAUUUACUGAUUUAUUUAUCUACUACACUUUUAAUUGUUGAUUUAGGAAGGCGUUUUGUUGACUUUUAUCAUCUCUCUCUCUUAUUUUUGUGUGUGUGUGUUUUACUGUUACUUACCUAUCUAUCUAUCUAUCUAUCUACCAACCUAUUUAGACAAGACAGUAAGUAAUACACAACAGGUAUUGUUAAUGAUUAUAUUUAUGGUUGGUUAUUUCUUUUCAUUGAAAUUACUACAAUAAUCAUCAUUCUAUUAUAUAUAUAUUUCUAAAACUUAACACUCGUUAAUUCUUUUUAUAAUGAAUGACAAUCUCUGUGUUUACUUAUUCUCUUCUCCAUUGUCAAAUGCAAAAAGUGAUUCCUAUGAACACAUGGAAUCAUGCAUGACUUUUAACUCUCUGUUUUCAUGUACUGUUUAUUAUUUUUUAUUUUUUUCUUGGCCAUUUUUGUUCAUGUCUUUAAUUCUUGUUAUGAAUUCUUUUCUCUCUCUCUCUCUCUCUGUUUUCCUUUUUUUACCAGCCUUACCAUUGACUGUUUACCAGGUUGAAAUCAGUAAUUUCGAUUAAUUAUUUCUAAGAUCUACUUGUGUUGUAAAUCCUCCCUAGUCUUUGAAUAUUCGUUUAUCAAUAUGCCUUGGUAUAAAUUUCUGAUUAAACGUUAUAGUGUUUG
Schistosoma turkestanicum is the source of this 2547-nucleotide messenger RNA. Lineage: Eukaryota; Metazoa; Platyhelminthes; Trematoda; Strigeidida; Schistosomatidae. The record is from the annotation of a GenBank genome assembly.